AUGCCAGUUAGGUAUGCAGUGGACAAGAGAAUAGCUGACACAGCACGGGCUGUGUCAGUAGGCUACGCCACACGGUCAAUAACCUACAACACACGGUCAAUAGCCUACACCACAGGUUCAGUGGGCUACACCUCGGGGUCAAUAGCCUACAACACAGGGCCAAUAGCCUACAACACAGGGCCAAAAGGCUACACCACAGGGUCAAUAGGCUACACCACAGGGUCAAUAGGCUACACCACACGGUCAAUAGGCUACAACACAGGGUCAAUAGGCUACAACACAGGGUUAGUAGGCUACAACACAGGGUCAAUAGGCUACACCACAGGGUCAGUAGGCUACAACACACGGUCAAAAGCCUACAACAUGGGGUCAAUAGGCUACACCACAUUGUCAGUAGGCUACAACACACGGUCAAAAGCCUACAACAUAGGGUCAAUUGGCUACACCAAAAGCCUACAACACAGGGUCAAUUGGCUACACCAAAAGCCUACAACACAGGGGCCUAUAGGCUACACCACAGGGUCAGUAGGCUACACCACACGGUCAAUAGGCUACAACACAGGGUCAAUAGGCUACAACACAGGGUCAACAGCCUACAACACAGGGCCUAUAGGCUACACCACAGGGUCAGUAGGCUACACCACACGGUCAAUAGGCUACAACACAGGGUUAGUAGGCUACAACACAGGGUCAAUAGGCUACACCACAGUGUCAGUAGGCUACAACACACGGUCAAAAGCCUACAACAUAGGGUCAAUUGGCUACACAACAGGGUCAGUAGGCUACACCACAGUGUCAGUAGGCUACAACACACGGUCAAAAGCCUACAACACAGGGUCAAUAGGCUACACCACAGGGUCAGUAGGCUACACCACAGGGUCAAUAGGCUACACCACACGGUCAAUAACCUACAACACACGGUCAAUAGCCUACACCACAGGUUCAGUGGGCUACACCUCGGGGUCAAUAGCCUACAACACAGGGCCAAUAGCCUACAACACAGGGCCAAAAGGCUACACCACAGGGUCGGUAGGCUACACCACACGGUCAAUAGGCUACAACACAGGGUCAAUAGGCUACACCACAGGGUCAGUAGGCUACACCACAGGGUCAAUAGGCUACACCACACGGUCAAAAGCCUACAACACAGGUUCAGUGGGCUACACCUCAGGGUCAAUAGCCUACAACACAGGGCCAAUAGGAUACACCACAGGGUCAGUAGGCUACACCACACGGUCAAAAGCCUACAACACAGGGUCAAUAGGCUACAACAAAGGGUCAGUAGGCUACACCACAGUGUCAGUAGGCUACACCACAGGGUCAAUAGCCGACAACACACGGUCAAUAGCCUAA
Molecule: messenger RNA, 1353 nt
Organism: Haliotis rufescens (red abalone)
Lineage: Eukaryota; Metazoa; Mollusca; Gastropoda; Lepetellida; Haliotidae
Product: putative cell agglutination protein pfl5
Exons: 3
Coding region: 1-1353 (450 amino acids)
Source: RefSeq, a predicted model, not a curated record